This is a messenger RNA of Monopterus albus (swamp eel), 2751 nucleotides long. It is a transcript of the gene npr3, whose product is annotated as natriuretic peptide receptor 3. Gene Ontology annotation, biological process: signal transduction. NCBI's taxonomy places the organism in Eukaryota, Metazoa, Chordata, Actinopteri, Synbranchiformes, Synbranchidae. Gene Ontology annotation, molecular function: natriuretic peptide receptor activity; peptide hormone binding. Gene Ontology annotation, cellular component: membrane. The transcript has 8 exons. The record is from RefSeq and is a predicted model, not a curated record. The coding region runs from base 304 to 1809 and encodes 501 amino acids.
GUGUGGCUGCUGGCUGAGCUGGAAAAAUCUCAGAGCGUGGCAGGAUCAACUGGUCAGACAAUAUUUAGCAGGUUCAGGAGCCUUCGAAGGAACUAAUCCAUUAUAAAGCAUAGGCUACACGUUUUGGCACAUUCGGUUCUUUAAAAGACAAAUAUAGUUAUUUACCAUUAAGCCAAUUACUCACGGCGGAGGGCUUUCUGUUUGCAGCUCUAUGUGGAGCCAACUUGAGGAAAGAAACAUUUGAAGAACAUCUGUCCAACGCUGUUUGUUAUUUAUCUGAAGUGGGAAUUAGAAAGUAGCAAUAUGCCAUUUUUAAUCACACUCUGUAUGUACUUUUUGGUGGUCCUGAAAUCAGUUAUGUCAAACACCAUCACCGAAGACAUAGAUGUUUUGGUAUUUUUGCCAAAAAAUAACUCCUACCUUUUUUCAACUGCAAGAGUCGCACCAGCGAUACUUUACGCACAACAAUGGCUGAAGAGAGACGGAGGAAAAUACUCCGGGUUCAGCUUCAACAUCCAGUUUGAGAACUCCGACUGUGUCAGUGAUGCUCUGUUUAUGUUAGCGGACAAGUCGUGUGCGCAGAAGCCGGAUCUGAUUCUGGGUCCGGUGUGCGAGUACGAGGCGGCAGCGGUGGUGAGGCUGGCAUCCCACUGGAACAUCCCGGUGAUCUCAGCAGGUGCCCUGGCCGCUGGCUUCAGCAACAAGAACACCGAAUUCUCCCACCUGACUCGAAUCGCACCGUCUUACGUGAAAAUGGCAGAGAUUUUCACCACAAUGUUUGAGCACUUCACCUGGAAGACAGCACUGCUGCUGUACGAGGACGACAAGGAAGAACGGAACUGUUACUUCACUUUGGAGGGAGUCUAUCAUCUCAUGGCUGACUAUAACAUUAAAACCUAUGCUUUUUCCCAAGAGGAUCGCGUGGACACUGACGACAUCUUUCAAAACGUCUAUGACAUUGAAGUGGUGAUCAUGUGCAUGGGAGCAGACAAAAUUCGAGAGAUCAUGCUGGCUGCACACAGACGACAUCUGACCAGUGGCAACUAUUUGUUCUUCAAUGUCGAACUCUUCAAUGCCUCUUCUUAUGGGAAUGGCUCAUGGAAGAGAGGAGAUAAAUAUGACAAUGAAGCACGGCAAGCCUAUGCUUCUCUGAACACGGUGACACUGCUCAGGACAGUCAAGCCCGAGUUUGAAAACUUCUCCAUGGAAAUGAAAAAGUCCAUUGAAAAAGCUGAACUUCAUGACUGCAAAGACUGCGAAAGUGUCAACAUGUUUGUUGAGGGAUUCCAUGAUGCCAUUUUGCUGUAUGCCAUCACCUUGCAUGAAGCCAUGAAAAAUGGAUACAGUAAGAAGAAUGGAAUGGAGAUCACCUUACAAAUGUGGAACAGAACAUUUGAAGGAAUUGCUGGCCAGGUAUCCAUGGAUGUCAAUGGUGACAGAAAUGGUGAUUUUUCUUUGAUGGCCAUGACCAACAUUGAGGCAGGAACCUAUGAGGUGGUUGCCAACUACUUUGGUGUGAAUGGAACUUUUCAGCUGCUGCCUGCCUUCAACAGUGACAGUUUCACUCUAAGAGGAAGACAUAAAGCACACACGGAGAUGUCAGACAAAUCAUGUGGAUUGGGAGUAUCAGCUUUGACUGGAGUCAUAGUGGGAGCUGUUCUGGGAACUGUAAUGCUUGUAACGUUCUACUUCUUCAGAAAAAACUACAGGAUUACUAUUGAGCGUCGCAUACAUAAUGAAGAGGAGGACACUAGGAAGCAUCGUCACUUACGAGAGGACUCCAUCAGAACAAACUUCUCAGCAGCAUAAUCUGAAGCAGUGGCAGUUCCUUCAUGGAGAUCACACAUCUGAAUGUAACCAAAGACUGAGAUAUUUUGUGUUGGUAUGCUUUAAUGUUUUGACUAAUUGUAACUCAGGAUAGUUCUAACAGUCACACAGCACCACUUGGAUGUUCCUCAUACAAAAUCACAAAUAGGUGUAAGAUUGUACUGAUGUAUAGAAAGUGUUGGCUAUAAUAUUUUUUAAAGGCAUAGUCAGUGAUUCUACCAGAGGAUUUUGAUUUUGAUCACCAUGUACACAAAUGCACAAGGAGCUUCAGAUAGGAACUUGUAACCACAUCAUUCACAUUUAAUAAGUGUGCAUUACCACAGCAAUGAUACCAAAGCAAACAUUAGAAUGCUAGCAAGUGGGGCACAGACAAUCUCCAGCUGCUCUAGCUGAAGUCAGAACAACCGCAUACAUUUGCAAAGUACCAUUUUAGUUGAAUGUCCCUGGAAAAGUUGAUUUAGCAAACAGGCUAAUGUGACACAGUUAAUGUCUAAUUUGCUAACAUAACAUUACAACAAAGAUUAGCUACCUAAUUGAACAUUUUCAUACUGACCAUAACAAUUUUCAGUGGCACAUAGCAAAUAAUUUACUGACCCAAAAAGAGAAACCUCCUCAUCCCUUUUAAAUUCCAGAGGUCUCCAACUUUGGAAAGUAGCACAUAGCUAUGUUUACAUGGGUCAACCUUCCCUGAUAAUAGUCCUUAUUCUUUUUUUUAAAUUGUUGUCCUCCUGCAUUGUUUAGUUGUAUAGGCUGUAAGUGGAAGCAGUGGAGCUGGUACAUUUUCAACCAUCUCUCCCUUUGUGUAAUGAAUUAGAACUGCUGACUAUAUCUUUAAGGUUUUUUGUAUCAUUUUCAAAUUGAGGUUUUCAUGGCUGUGAGUGAUUCAGAACAGCUUAUCUAACACUAUUUAGUAGGAUGGGUGAA